Pteropus alecto (black flying fox) is the source of this 5444-nucleotide messenger RNA. RefSeq names its product leucine rich repeat containing 15 (gene LRRC15). The record is from RefSeq and is a predicted model, not a curated record. Lineage: Eukaryota; Metazoa; Chordata; Mammalia; Chiroptera; Pteropodidae. The transcript has 2 exons. Gene Ontology annotation, molecular function: protein binding. Gene Ontology annotation, cellular component: extracellular matrix. The coding region runs from base 70 to 1824 and encodes 584 amino acids.
GCCGUCCCACGUCCUCCUCUCUGGCUCCCUGUGGUCGACGGCGGGAGAGCGGGAGCUGAGCUGCUGGCCAUGCCUCUGAAACAUUAUCUCCUUUUGCUGGUGGGCAGCCAAGUCUGGGGCACAGGGCUGGCUUACUAUGGCUGCCCUAGUGAGUGUACUUGCUCCAGGGCCUCCCAAGUGGAGUGCACCGGAGCGCGCAUUGUGGCAGUGCCCACCCCUCUGCCCUGGAACGCCAUGAGCCUGCAGAUCCUCAACACACACAUCACCGAACUCAGUGAGUCUCCAUUCCUCAAUAUCUCGGCCCUCAUCGCCCUGAGGAUCGAGAAGAAUGAGCUGUCCCAAAUCAUGCCUGGUGCCUUCCGCAAUCUGGGCUCACUGCGUUACCUCAGCCUCGCCAACAACAAGUUGCAGGUUCUGCCUAUUGGCCUCUUCCAGGGCCUGGACAACCUUGAGUCGCUCCUUCUGUCCAGCAACCAGCUGGUGCAGAUUCAGCCGGCACACUUCUCUCAGUUCGGCAACCUCAAGGAACUGCAGUUGCACGGCAACCACCUGGAAUACAUCCCUGAUGGCGUCUUUGACCACCUGAUGGUCCUCAAUAAGCUCAAUCUGUGCAAAAAUAGCCUUACUCACCUCUCGCCCAGGGUCUUCCAGCGCCUGGGCAACCUCCAGGUCCUUCGGCUGUGUGAAAACAGGCUCUCAGACAUCCCCAUAGGCACUUUUGAUGGGCUAAACAACCUCCAGGAGCUGGCCCUGCAGCAGAACCAGAUUGGCAUGCUCCCCCCUGGCCUCUUCCACAACAACCGUAACCUCCAGAAACUCUAUCUGUCCAACAACCACAUCUCCCAGCUGCCCCCUGGCAUCUUCCUGCAGCUGCCCCAGCUCAACCGUCUCACGCUCUUUGGGAAUUCCCUGAAGGAGCUCUCUCCAGGGAUCUUUGGGCCCAUGCACAACCUGCGUGAGCUUUGGCUCUACGACAACCACCUCACUUCUCUACCUGACAAUGUCUUCAGCAGCCUCCACCAGUUGCAGGUCCUGAUCCUCAGCCGCAACCAGAUCAGCUACAUCUCCCCGGGAGCCUUCAAUGGGCUGACAGAGUUGCGGGAGCUGUCUCUCCACACCAAUGCACUGCAGGAGCUGGACGGCAAUGUCUUCCGCAUGUUGGUCAACCUGCAGAACAUCUCUCUGCAGAACAACCGCCUCAGACAGCUCCCAGGGAAUAUCUUCGCCAAUGUCAAUGGCCUCAUGACCAUCCAGCUGCAGAAUAACCAGCUGGAGAACCUGCCCAUUGGUAUCUUUGAUCACCUGGGGAAUCUAUGUGAGGUACGGCUCUAUGACAACCCCUGGAGGUGUGACUCAGACAUCAUUCCGCUCCAAAAUUGGCUCAUGCUCAAUAAGCCCAGGCUGGGGACAGACACCCUCCCGGUGUGUUUCAGCCCAGCCAAUGUCCGAGGCCAGUCUCUUAUCAUCAUCAACGUCAAUGUUGCUGUCCCCAGUGUCCAGGUCCCAGUGACCCCCGAGGUGCCCAGCUACCCAGAAACGCCAAAGUACCCAGACACACCCAGCUACUCUGAAACCACUACCAUCGCCUCCACCCCUGAGCUCACCACCUCCAUGAAGGACUACACUGAUCUGACCACCAUCAGUACCAGCGAUGACCGCAACGUAUGGGGCAUGACCCGGGCCCAGAGCGGGCUGGCCAUUGCCGCCAUUGUCAUUGGCAUCAUUGCCCUAGCCUGCUCCCUAGCUGCUUGCAUCUGCUGCUGCUGCUGCAAGAAGCGGAGCCAUGCAGUCCUGAUGCAGAUGAAGGCACCCAAUGAGUGUUAAAGAGGCAGGCUGGGGGCAGAGCUGGGGAUCGGGGGACCACUGGAGGAUCCGGGAACUUCAUCCUUCCACCUCUGCCCCUGGGUCUACAGAGCCAUCCUCUGCUCCCUCUCUGGUCCCUGAGAGAAAAGUGCCCCUGACCUUUUCCUGACCUGCUCUUGCAGGACCUUCUCACCACCAGGGAGAUCAACUGGCCACCGGCAAAAACCCUGAGGGGUUUUUAAUUCACAUCUUUGGGCUUCCUUCAAGAAAACCCCUCCUCCAAAGCCUCACCAGCUCUCCUCCAAGAGCACCCUUCCCUGCGCCUGUGCUCCUGCUGGUCUCUGUAGACUCGCUUAUUACAUGUCUGCUCACUUUGUGGGAAUAGUUCUCCAGUGGGACAAGUAUUCUCCCAAGUAUUCUGUAAGUUGAUUUCCCUUCUUUUGCUUCUCUCGUUUGUGGCAUGGCUCCACCCUGUCCCCUCAAAUGAAAGUUCUCCCUUGAUUUUCUGCUUCUGAAGCAGGGUGAGUUCUCUCAUCAGAGAAGGCUUCAAACCACUUACCUGGUUUCUUAAGAACUGCCAAGCACCCUGGCUCUUAGGAUGCUGUGAAAGAGAGAAGUUAAAAACUUUGCUGCUCAGUUCCUGGAGACAGAGCUGUCGUCAGCAUCUCUCUUGUGGUUUUUAUCCAGAAAAAGAAGAAAGGCACCAGUGCAACCAGUACAGUCUUUUAGAGAAUGAUAUUCCAAAUGGGAAAUUUUUAGUCCUUUAAGGACUAAAAUCAGGUAGACUUUCCGCCCCCUACGAUUGUUAAAAUCAGCUUAUUGGUAGUAGAUGGAGAAAGCAACCUGGUACCUGGGGGUCCUUGUGUUCACCCCUUAGGUUUUUCUCUUUUAACUGUUUACUAAAAAGUAUAACAGAUACACAUAAAAGUGGGAGCAUGAAAGUGUUUAGUUUGAUGGAUUUUCACAAACUGCACACACUUGUAUAGUUGGCAUCCAGAUAGAGAAGCAGGACCUCCAUCAACCAGUAUCCUCCAUCCUGGGUUGUUAUUGGAGAAGACAGAGGCUUAUGGAGACGCCAUGGACUCACCUGGGAACUGGCUCCCCAUGAGCCAGGACAGGCCUCUCACUGUCCCCCCAACCAGUCAACCCUUGCAAAUGUCCAGCUACCAGGGGUAGAGCAGAAGAUGUGGAUACACUCUGGUCUAGACAGAAGAUUUUAUUAAAUCCCCACACCCUGAGGCACCCAGAUUGGCCAGGUCAGAAGCAUCUCAACUGCAGGGGACCAUGCAGCCACAUAUCCUUCCCUGCCAACAAGUUUUCUGCUGCUCAUUGGAGGCCUUCCUGCCUGGGCCUUUUAUGGGCAUGAUAUGCCUGUAUCUGUUUUUAAUUUUCACUUACCCUUUGAGGGAAGUGAAAUACCUCAGAGAUGAGAUCCUUUAAUUGAAUGGCCAAGUGUAAUGGAACCUAGUGAUCCCUCUAAUGUGGUGGCAAAAUUCUCUAUCAACAGUACAGUCAGCUAGAAACGGAACUUCAGAGUUCUAACAUGCAGCAGAAAAUAUCAGUGUACACAGAUAGAUCGCAUGGGGUUGGGGGCUCUCUGGAGCUCCUCCUGCCUGUUGGUCUGAUUAUAAGAAAUGAGUUGUUUAGUCCAUGCUUAUUUUCUUCCUCGAGUUACAAUCACAUGAAUACUCGCCCUUGCAAUCCUUCCUUCUGCACAUAGAUUCACACUGGUUAAAAAAAUUGUGCUCAUAGCAACUCAAAUCUUUUUUUGAACAACCGGUCUACCAGUUUAGACGUAAAAGUUCUCAAUGGAGAAUUUCAGAUGUCCUUGUUUGCCCAGGAAAGAGCUGUAGCCAACAUUACAAAGAUUUGGAAAUCCUCCAUCAAUCCAGACUGGCUCUUACUGGUUCCCUCUGCCCCACAAGACAAGUAAAGAAAUCCUCUGGGGCCUUAGCAGCAUGCUGCUGACAGGUGCCCACCAAAAGGGCCCAGGAAGGGGUGUGCGCAAGAACUAGUGCUCUCAGUAGCUUUUCACUCUCUAUUCCAAAGGAAUCUGGGAGAGAUAGAGCCUGUCACUGGCAAAAGACAUCACCUUCCUAAGGUAAAUAUGGGUCUUCAAAAUGUUUUCAAAAUAUUUGUAGCAACUGGUGGACGUGUAUGAAGGCUCGUCAGGGCCCAAAAGGAAGUGAGCUCAGAGCUUGAGGAGUGAGCAUCAUUCCACUGAUGGUGGCCUGCCAUAUCGAUCCUGGGGCCACAGGGGAAGCCUGGCCUGCUCUUCUCCAGAGAAGAAGCAUGGUUGGUACUGCAUUCCUUAAGGUGCUCCUUAUGAGUCUGCUCUAAUGUCUCCUUGUGCAAAAGCACAAGUGGGCCAGAGAUGGCAGAGAGGUAGAGGAGUCUUCAUCCAGUGUGCCCUGCCAAUAUGAACCCAGGACCCUUGGGUAUUUCCAGCAUUGGCCAUGACAUUGGAGUCCCUUCUUUUUGGCCUUGUAUAUCAACAUGGGCCCCCAGGCCAAAGGCUGGCCUGAGAGCAGCUGUCCCCAGAUUACCCCAGCCAGGAGCACCCCAGAUCAGGGUGGUGAACCCUAUACUUGACCUUCUGAGCUUGCCAUCAGGCCUCCUCUUCCUUGACAGGCCUUUUGGCCUCUCUGCACUGUGUUAUCUGGUCAAGGAGCUGCCAGAAAAGCUGGAUGGAAAGGAAACUCAAAUCCAUUCUGAUGGGAGAAAGGAACAGUUAGAACCACUGUUUUUUCAAAAAUGCUUUCUGUGUGUACUAUCCUUUAAAGCACUCGACAGGCAUUUAUUUUAUUUUUUUUAGCCCUUACUCUACCCUGAUGCAUGAGCACUGCCAUUAUCCCCCGGCAAUAGGGUCUAACAGUGCUCAUUCUUCUACAACGUUAUGCAGUAGGCUCUGGGUUUUCCUCCUCUCUUCAAACUUUGUAUGAGACCUUUUGGCCUGUCCUAAACUUUCAUCAUUACACUGAAAAAAUGGGAGUCACUUUCUUGUUGCUCCCUAUAGUCUUAGCUAUUGAAACCUCACUUGGUGCUGUGUGGAUCAAAAAUCAUAAAUGUAGGGGAAAAAAUAAACUCGUCCAUCUAUUAAAGAAAAACUGGUCCCUCUCAUGGAAAUAUUGUUCCCCUCUUUAGAAUUUAAAGGCACGACACAGUUGUCAGAACUUGUCAUGGGCAACAAGUUUUCACAGCCUUCCAGACAUCAGGAUAGAGCAGUUUUGGGAGUUUAUUUUCACGCUCAGGAAGCUUAUGGAGAGCCGACGGCUAGAUAACUAGAGCUGGCAAACAGGCAGUGGAUGUAUCCCAGCCUUUACCUAUAAACCUCACAAAGAAAUAAGCCCACAGAUCCAACAGUCGGAACUGAAUCCUGGUUGUUGGGCAGGUGGUGGUGGUCUUGGGGAGGAAGCCAUUUCAGAGAGGGUGGGCGGGUGUCCUCCAGGGCAAACUCCUUCAAGUCUGAGCUUUCUCCUUCAUCUAAGGCUGGAUUUUUCUCACCAAACCAUUGCCUUCAUGCUGCCUUCAGUCAUAGAUCAUGUUUACCUUGCUUAGAUAAUCAUUGCAAAUAAUCCCAGGUGCUUGAUGAUGCAUUUAGAGAUUUCUGGGUCCCCGGGGUUUUAUAGGGUGUGAGCCCU